ACUGCUGUCUAUGAAGAAAGACACGCGCGCAUAUUUUGUGUUGAUAUAUUACGUAUUUCGAGGAGGGAAUUCGAUAUCCCGGUGGAAAGCGCAGCCUUCCAGUGGUUAAACCGACCUGUCGCGAUCUGAUUAGUGCACCUUGAGAUGAUCUCUCUUGGAAGCCGCAAGGAAAGCCGGCAUUCUGGCGUGCUGGUACCAGUACUUUUGAGUGCUUGCGCCAUUCCGAUUUCGAUGCUAUUCUGGAUAGUGAACGUGGCUUACUCGAUACUCUGGCCAAACACUACCGACUCUGCGGAAGGACACUCGGUAAUUUCGCCGUGGAGAUGGUUGGCUGCAAUUGUAAUUCCACUUCUGUUUAUAUCUUGGGGCUUACGUAAGAAAAGUUUAGAUGUCAGCGGUGGAAUUCUUGGAUUCUUUAUAGGCUUUGUUUUGACACUUUCAAGUUUUGCUCAUUUGACCGCUCUCAUAACAUUCUUCAUCACAGGAUCAAAAGUGACAAAAUUUCGGUCUGCACAAAAAAGAAUCGAAGUUGAUUUUAAAGAAGGUGGCCAACGGAACUGGAUUCAGGUUUUGUGUAAUGGUGGCAUGGCCACACAAUUAGCUUUAUUAUAUCUAUUGGAUGUAGGAAGUGGAGAACGGCCAAUUGACUUUGAUAAGGAAUAUCGAAGCUCAUGGUUAUCCAUUGGUAUAAUAGGAGCACUUGCAUGUUGUAAUGGUGACACCUGGGCUUCCGAGCUUGGUACGGUAAUUGGCACGAAUGAUCCUUUCCUUAUUACAACAAGGAGAAGAGUCCCAAGAGGGACAAAUGGUGGUGUGUCUUGGAUAGGACUAAUAUGUUCUAUUGUUGGUGGUAUGGUAAUUGGAUUUUCAUAUUAUAUCAUGAUAUUAAACACCGUUGAUACUGCCGUACUGCAACUAGCAGCACCACAGUGGCCCAUCAUAGUCGUCGCGACAUUUGGAGGAUUCUUUGGCAGCAUCUUAGAUUCUAUUCUUGGCGCAACUUUACAAUAUUCAGGAAUAGAUGAAAAGGGUAUUAUAGUGGAGCGACCUGGGAAAGGUGUAAAACACAUUUGCGGUAGACAGAUUUUGGAUAAUCAUAGUGUAAAUCUCCUUUCUACUGUUGGUAUUGCUCUCAUUCUUCCAAGAAUAGCCAAUAUUUUUUGGCCAUAAAAAUUUCUUUACAUUUAUUUCUAAUAAAAUAUUUUAAUAUAUUUUAAUAUAUUAAUAUUAUUUAUGUAUCUACAUAUACAUCUACAUACAAAUAAAUUGUAUAUUUUGUAUAUUUCUCUACGCUAUUUAGGAAUAAUAAUAUUUCAAUAGGAAUUAAACAAAUGAUCUUG
Molecule: messenger RNA, 1340 nt
Organism: Pogonomyrmex barbatus (red harvester ant)
Lineage: Eukaryota; Metazoa; Arthropoda; Insecta; Hymenoptera; Formicidae
Product: transmembrane protein 19
Cellular component (GO): membrane
Source: RefSeq, a predicted model, not a curated record